CAGACGAGCACGCCGACCUAUUCUGGGUGCUCAGGGGCGGAUCCAACAAUUUUGGCAUCGUCACGCGCUUCACCAUGACAGCCAUUGAGUGCUCGGCUGUUUGGGGAGCCAUGACCAUUUUCCCCAAGCAGGUCAUCCCAUGCGCCAUCGACGCGUUUGUGGCCUUUACCGAAGGCGUGUGCGCCGACCCGGCGAGCAGCCUCGUGUGUGUCUUCACCCACAUGCCCGACUUCAAGGAGAUUUUCGUCGCCACCCUCUACGCCAACGUCGACGGAAUCGAGAAGCCGCCUGCCUACGACGGGUGGCGAGCCUUGCUAGAGAUGUUCAACUCGGUCAAGAUGACAUCGGUCUCUGAUAUGGCGUUUGAGUACAACACCCUAACAAACCAUCAGUAAGCCUCACCCCGCCCUCGUUUAGACUGCUCAGAUUUGAGAACAAAAUCCUGACUUGUGCAUAAUCAGCAACACGUGGUUCACGAUGGGUUCCGCAACGGUUCACGAUGGUGUUCCGCAACGGCGCGCGCAUCCUGGCCAAGGCCUCGGCGUCGCACGACGUGCUCGUGUCGGAGCUGCAGGCCUU
Lasiosphaeria miniovina is the source of this 579-nucleotide messenger RNA. RefSeq lists its product as uncharacterized. The transcript has a single exon. NCBI's taxonomy places the organism in Eukaryota, Fungi, Ascomycota, Sordariomycetes, Sordariales, Lasiosphaeriaceae. Bases 75 to 395 code for a protein of 106 amino acids. The record is from RefSeq and is a predicted model, not a curated record.